AUGAGAAAGAUCUUUAGUAUAUUAUUAUUAUUAUUAUUAGUUUCUAUUUUAUAUUUAUCAGCUGUCCAAUUCAGUAAAAUAAAAAAGAAUGCAAGAUUAAGAGAUGAAUCAUUUAUUCGAGCUGAUGAUCAUAAGUAUUCGGCAGAUAUAAUUGAAUCAAUUCAUUCAGAUAUUCCGGGUGAUCCACAAAUAAAAGUACGCUUUGCAAAUAUAGAUGAGGAUGAAGAUGAAGCAACAAUUUCUAUUGAUACUGAAAGUGAAAGUGAACAAGAGGAAGAAGAAGAUUUACCAAUAAAAAAAAAGAAAUUACCAAAGUCAAAACUUGAAGAUAUUCAUUCUUUUCUUUGA
Molecule: messenger RNA, 348 nt
Organism: Rotaria sordida
Lineage: Eukaryota; Metazoa; Rotifera; Eurotatoria; Philodinida; Philodinidae
Source: the annotation of a GenBank genome assembly